Phialemonium atrogriseum is the source of this 1371-nucleotide messenger RNA. RefSeq lists its product as uncharacterized. The coding region runs from base 1 to 1371 and encodes 456 amino acids. The record is from RefSeq and is a predicted model, not a curated record. NCBI's taxonomy places the organism in Eukaryota, Fungi, Ascomycota, Sordariomycetes, Cephalothecales, Cephalothecaceae. The transcript has a single exon.
AUGAGCGACGACGACCUGGGGCCCCUCAUCCGCCUCUGGGGCCUGACAACAGCGGAGCUCCCGGAUCCGUCGGACACGCCCGACAAGCUCGCCCCCUUCCUCAUCUCCAUCCUGCAGGAGGCCGUCCCCUUCAUCGACUCGGCGGCCCCCAAAUCCGCCUCGUCCGCCUCGGCCCACCCGGCCGUCGACCCGGGCGCCGCCGCCAGCCGGCUCUGGAAGCCCAAGGGCCCCUCCUCGGGCGCCGGCAAGCGCUACCCCGAGUCCGCCGCCGCCGUGCACCUCUCGGAGCGCACGGUGCGGCCCGCCGAGCUGGAGCGCGUCGCUCGCCGGUCCGGGGGCCGGUCCGGACACCGGCGCGUGACGUCGGGCGAGACGUGGGCGUGCCGGCGCAGCGUGCACGCCGACACCGCCGCGCCCGGCGCGCGGUCCGCCUCGUGGGCCGAGUUCCGCGACGCCAUGGGCGGGGAGCGGCACGCCGAGAGCGAGGCGGCGUUCGCGCCGACCGUCGUGGCCAGCAGGCCGGCCAUCGUGUGGGACUGCGGCGGCGUCGAGGCCGUCGAGGCCGGGGAUACGUGGGGCCGGUUCGCGCUGCGGGUCGAGGAGAUCAAGCACCGUGUCGGGGGCCCCCUCGUCAAGGAUCGCGUGUUCCCCGUGCUGCAGAUGGUGUGCUCGGCCAUGGAGAGCGGCGGCAGCGGCAGCAGCAGCAGCGAGGAGAGCGAGGAAAGGACCCAACAACAACAACAACAGCUUGACGACGCCGCGGCGGUCAGCCGGAGGGAGAAGCCCGAGCUCCUCAUCGUGAGCAUCGCCGUCUCCGACUUCGCGACGGCGGCGCCGCAGGCCGAGCUAUCGCGCUCCAAGGGCGUCGUCGUCGGCGCCUACACGAGCGUCGAGCGCAUCCGCAAGCUGCCGGGUUCGGGCGACAUCGAGUGGGUCAUGGCCACCGCCUCGAACGCCCGCGGCGCCCUGCCCGCGUGGGUGCAGGCCCUGGCCGUGCCGGGUCAGAUCGCCAGGGACGUGCCCCUGUUCCUGGGCUGGGUCGCCAAGGAGAGGCAACGGGCAUCGGAUCCGGCCGGUCGACCGCCGGCGGAGGCGGAGGAGGGGAAGGGAAAGGCAGCAGCAGCUGGAGGUACGGAGGCGCCGCCUGCUACUUCUGAGGAGACAGCGGCGAAGGAUGCAGGUGCUCCUGCGGAGGGAGAACCCCUGUCACCCGCAAAGGACGAACCCAGCGAUGAGCUUGCUCCCGCUUCCUCAACUCUUGCGGGCGAGGCACUGGAAUCUCCAGGCACCGAGUGGCCGGCCAGCGGUCAUGAUAAGACUGAGGAAGCGGCAUCUGAAAACCCAGCUCCGGUAUUGGGGGAACCCAAAUGA